CAUCCGAGGACUUCUUCUCCUUCUUCUUCUUCUUCUUCCGCCGCCGUAUCUCUUUUCUACCGCACAUCCACCCGUCUGCACACUCACAUGGGAUCAGAGUUGCACGUGUCGCCGACUCCUCAUCUAGACGCCAUCAAGGAAGAGCCCACGCGGUCUUUCUCCCCACCCUCAUCACCCCUUGCCGUUGCUGCAACGCGCCAGGUGGAGCCGGAGGAUGAAUGGGCAGGACUGGGCGAUCGUCAGGAGCGACGGAGGAGACAGAACCGGCUGAACCAACGCGCAUACCGGAAACGGAAACAAGCUGAACGGGGAGUAGUAGCCCGAUCCAAAACAGGGUCCCGAAGCAAUGAGCAGAGCUCAUCAUCGCAGUCCUCCCCGGGUGACGAUUCCAAUUCCAAUGCCAAUCCAAGUCCAACGGACCAAGCCCUCUGCACACGGAGGCCUAGCAGCUUCGACCCGUCACGACGACCGCAGACCGUCCAAGCCCUGCUCGAGCGCUUCAGCCAAGUAGCAAUGGAGAACUACAUCCGCGGGUCCCCGGCGUCCGACCAUCUCCUCACACUCACCAAACUAAACGUCUUCCGCGCCUUUGUGUCCAACAUGUCGGCCUUGGGCAUGGGGAUGGAUGACGACUGGUGCCACGACGACGACGCCCUGUCUUUGUUCAACACCAAACCGCUCGGCUCCAUCGACGAGAGCAGCAUGCCCUUGCAUCUGCGUCCCACGAAACUGCAGGUGAAGAUCCCGCACCACCCGUGGCUGGACUUCUUCCCCCUGCCCCGCAUGCGCGACAACCUGGUGGAAGUGAGCGAUCGUUUCGACGACGAGGAACUGUGCAUGGAUAUCAUGGGGUUCUGGGAACAUGGGACGGAUAGCUGCAGCAUGCUGGUCUGGGGCGAGCCCACGGAUCCGGCCAACUGGGAGGUCACGGAGAAGUUUCUGCGGAAAUGGCCCUGGGUUAUUCGAGGGUGUCCGGAGCUACUGCAGUCGACGAAUCGAUGGCGACAGCAACGGGGCGAGAAGAUGCUCAUUCGAUAUCUGUAG
Aspergillus heteromorphus CBS 117.55 is the source of this 1044-nucleotide messenger RNA. Its product is annotated as DUF3425 domain-containing protein. The transcript has 2 exons. NCBI's taxonomy places the organism in Eukaryota, Fungi, Ascomycota, Eurotiomycetes, Eurotiales, Aspergillaceae. The record is from RefSeq and is a predicted model, not a curated record. The coding region runs from base 88 to 1044 and encodes 318 amino acids.